Acipenser ruthenus (sterlet) is the source of this 2969-nucleotide messenger RNA. RefSeq names its product diacylglycerol lipase-beta-like. Lineage: Eukaryota; Metazoa; Chordata; Actinopteri; Acipenseriformes; Acipenseridae. The record is from RefSeq and is a predicted model, not a curated record. The transcript is spliced from 16 exons. The coding region runs from base 313 to 2217 and encodes 634 amino acids. Gene Ontology annotation, biological process: lipid metabolic process.
UGGGGACUAGGAAUGGGAGAUGCAUAGAAGGGGCAGAUUCGAUAACAAAAAAUUAUUAUUUAUAAUAUUUUAAAAAUAAAAUCCAUACUCUAUAAAUGUAUGUAACGUCAGUGACUUUCUGAAAUGACGUUGCUUGUGUGUCAUUGUAUAUAUUACUUAGUGGGAUGUAUACAGCAUUCGGGAGACUUCUUGUCAAGGUGGAGAUAUCGUUUGACUAAAGAGAUUAGUCAUCAACUUCAGGUCAUGACAUGAUGCUUGCAUAUAAGCCUUACGUGACGAGUAAGAGACUGGAUUAUAAUACCACCAACAGAGAUGCCUGGACUGGUGGUGUUCGGGAGGCGCUGGAGGAUUGCGAGCGACGAUCUGGUGUUCGCGGGGGCCUUUGAAUUGUUCAUUCGGGUAAUAUGGUGGAUUUGUAUAUUGGUUCUAUACCUCAAAAAAGGGCUGUUCAUGUGUACCGGAGGAGGGUUACUGCACAGCUACCUGAUAGUGCUUCUUAUUCUUCUGGCUGCAAUCAUACUAACACUGUCUGCUGUUGUGUAUGUCAGUAUGCAAGGUUCAAUCUCAAACCCUGGCCCCAGGAGGUCUAUCCCUGCCCUCAUCUACGUCCGCACCCUUCUCUAUGUGCCUGAGCUUGUCUGGGCUGUCUUGGGAGCUGUGUGGGUGUCCAAUGACAGUCCAGGCUGUGACACAUCUGUGGUGAACGCAGUGAUUGGAGCAGUGGUUGCGAGCUGGAUCAUCCUUUUCUUCACUGUGGUUGCUGUGUUGAUUGUGUUUGACCCGCUUGGCAGUAAGAGGCAGGGGUACCUCGUCAGCCACGGGGAUCGCGACCUGCAGAGCAGCCAGUCGGCUCAGCUGAUGUACAGGGCGCGUUCGCUGGCUGCGCGGGUGUGGGAGAGCCGCAUCAAGCUGCUGUGCUGCUGCAUCAUGCAGGAGAAAGAAAACCGCGCAGCCUUCUCCAGCAUCGGCCAGCUCUUCAGCGAUUUCUUCUCAGAUACUGACCUGGUUGCUAGUGAUAUCGCUGCCGGCCUGUCUCUCCUGCACCAGGAGCAGGACAAAGUGGAAAAGAGCCGGGACCCAGAGGAGGUGGUGGUGUCCCCCAGCCCAGCCUCUCACACGAGAGAUGAUUUGGAUGUAGAGUUGGAGAAUGCUGCUCACUACAUGCAGUUUGCAGUGGCUGCCUACGGGUGGCCGAUGUUUGUGUUCAGCAACCCUCUGACUGGGGUGUGCAAGCUUAGCAGGGAUUGUUGUAGGAGCAGAUCUCCAGAGUACGACAUUGUGGGCAGAGAUCACCUUGGCUGCAACUUCACAUCCAUGCUGUACACCACCGGCCUGCAGUACCGAGACUUCAUCUACAUCAGCUUUCACAACAAGAUCUACGAGAUCCCUUUCUUUGUGGCUCUGGAUCACAAGAAGGAGGCCGUGCUGGUGGCAGUCAGAGGAACGCUGUCUCUUCAGGAUGCUCUGACAGACCUGUCUGCUGAUUGUGAAAACUUGCUUAUUGAAGGGGUUUGUGGACCCUGCUAUGCACAUAAGGGCAUCAUGCAAGCAGCGAACUACAUUUACGGGAAACUUAUAAACGAUGGUAUUUUAAACCACGUCUUCACCAUUGCUCCUGAGUACAAGCUGGUUAUCACUGGCCACAGUCUUGGAGCAGGGACGGCCGCAGUGCUUUCAAUCUUACUCAGGAGUGCCUUCCCUGGGCUGAAAUGUUAUGCCUUCUCUCCACCAGGGGGCCUCCUUAGCAAACCCCUUGCAGAUUACUCAAAGGAAUUCAUCGUGUCCGUUGUGCUUGGGAAGGACCUUGUUCCAAGGUUAAGUAUUCCCAAUAUGGAGGACCUGAAGAGAAGUAUACUCCGAAUGGUUGCAAACUGUAACAAACCAAAGUAUCAGAUCCUGCUGAGAUGCUGUUGGUACGAGGUGUUUGGUGGAAACCCCGACGACCUCCCCACAGAGCUGGAGAGGCGGCAGCAGAGGUCACCCUCCUACCACAGCCUGGAGUCCGAGCACCCGCCUCUCUACCUGCCUGGACGAAUAUUGCACAUAGUGGAGGAGGACACCACUGGGAGGUCCUGUUUUUCUCAGGUGAGGUAUCGUGCCAUGUGGUCGAGUGAAGCGUUGUUCUGCAGUGUUCUCAUCAGCUCCAAGAUGAUCACGGAUCACAUGCCCGACCAUGUCCUCAAAGCUCUGAACAGCCUGACACUGGACAGAAAAUGAAUAGGCUGUCCUACGCCUCAAAACAAUACAAGCAAUUUAAAUGUGAUAUGAACAGCAACAAAACUUUCUGCUGAAUUAUUUAUUGUUGUGGAUUCAGUAUUGUGUGGUGGGUUUUUUUUUUUUUUUUAAAGUCAAAAUAUUUAAACUAAAAGGGUAAUCAUAGCCUGAAAUCUGAACAUGAGGUCUGCUUGUUUUUUUGUUAGUUGUUAUGCUUUCAUUUAUACAUUUUAUAGUACAAUUGAUUGAUACUAAAUACUUUAUAAGCUUGUUUAUUUUAAAAUAAUGUAUAGCAAUUGUAAAAAAAAUCUUGAGUUUUAUUUUAGGUCUAUUGAUUUAAGCAGUGUGUAUUAUAUUAUUUAUGGGAUGCAGGUGUGCUUUAUUAAAAAAAUAAAAAAUACUUAAUGGAAACCAGACAUUGUACAUUUAUAUGUUAUUCCUAUUUUGAAGACAGGGUAUACAUAUAUUAGGUGGAUAAAAACAAAACCGAUGUAGAUUAGUUGAUAAAAAGCCAACCGCAAUAAGAGCACCAAGUUUGUGUGCAAACUUUUUAAAAAGGUAAUUUAAUUAUUUAGAAUAUUUGACUCAUACUGGUUACCAAUACUGUAGUGAGCUACCAUAUUAAAUAAUAAUUUGAAUCACCUUGUGUAGUGCACACAUUUCAAUUAGAAAUUCAAACUGUGUGAUAGCAAAAGUACUUGAAUAUAUUACAUGUAUUGUUUACAGUCAACUAUUGUUUGUGAAGUAAAACUUAG